Messenger RNA from Corythoichthys intestinalis (scribbled pipefish), 969 nucleotides. Its product is annotated as myelin and lymphocyte protein-like. Gene Ontology annotation, cellular component: membrane. Gene Ontology annotation, biological process: myelination. The transcript is spliced from 4 exons. The coding region runs from base 170 to 616 and encodes 148 amino acids. The record is from RefSeq and is a predicted model, not a curated record. NCBI's taxonomy places the organism in Eukaryota, Metazoa, Chordata, Actinopteri, Syngnathiformes, Syngnathidae. Gene Ontology annotation, molecular function: structural constituent of myelin sheath.
UCGACCUCAGCACUUCAUAAAAAAAGGGUGUGUAUGAUGAUACAUGAACCACAAACAAUAACAGAACAGGUUUGACGGCUAAAUAAGCUUCACUAGCAUUUCCACUAGUGCUCUGCUAUUAGUCACCACUGACCAGGUCCAGGACGGAGAGGAAAGUAACUAUUCUACGAUGGCCGCAACCACGGGAAGCCUGCCAAGCGGACUGGCGAUAUGCGUGACGUUACCGGAUUUGUUGUAUCUGCCCGAACUGGUGACGGGCGGACUGGUAUGGAUCCUGGUGGCGUCCACCCACGUGGAGCCCCCAAACCCUCUGGCCUGGGUGAUGUUCGUCUCCGUCUUCUGCUUCGUCAUGACCCUCCUCUGGGUGAUCCUCUUCAUCGCCGGAUGUCACAGGAACGCCUCCGCGUGGGCCGCGGCUGAUUUUGCCUAUCACGCGAUAGCCGCUUUGUUCUACCUCAGCGCUGGAGUCGACUUAGCCUUCAUCACCUUUCUGAUGCAACCAGGAGACUUCAGACUCUACCAGAUUGACAUCGCGGCUGUGGUAUUUGCCUUCACAGCCACGCUGCUCUACUUUAUUCACGCCGUCCUGUCGUCCCUGCGGUGGAAACACUUCUGAAGCGAUAAACCUUUCAAUGAUGAUCAUUGCAAAUCUUUUGGUGUUAGUGUUUAGCAUGGCAUUUUAUAGUUAGCUUUUUUUUAAAAAUGCUUUUAUAAUCUCGAUCAAUAAAACUUAAAAAGGAAAAAAAAACAGGCUAAUCUUAAACAAGCAUCAUCACAUGGUUUUACAUGUUGUUAGUUCAACAACAUAUGUGAGAUACAGUGGGGCAAAUAAGUAUUUAGUCAACCAAUAGUUGUGCAAGUUCUCCCUCUUGAAAAUAUUAGAGAGGCCUGUAAUUGUCAACAUGGGUAAACCUCAACCAUGAGAGACUAUGUGGAAAAAAAAACAGAAAAUCACAUUGUUUGAUUUUU